This is a messenger RNA of Eruca vesicaria subsp. sativa (arugula), 1514 nucleotides long. The record is from the annotation of a GenBank genome assembly. Lineage: Eukaryota; Viridiplantae; Streptophyta; Magnoliopsida; Brassicales; Brassicaceae.
AGGAAUUAGGGUUUCUGAAAGCAAAUCACAAUCAGAUCUCAUAUCUUCGCCGCUCUUUCUCUCUGCUUGUUGUAGUUAGAAGAUGUCAGAAGAAGUGGAGUACCGUUGCUUCAUUGGUGGACUUGCGUGGGCAACGUCUGAUCGUGGCCUCAGAGAUGCCUUUGAGAAGUAUGGUCACCUCCUUGAGGCUAAGGUUGUUCUUGACAAGUUUUCUGGGCGUUCCCGUGGGUUUGGGUUCAUCACUUUCGAUGAGAAGAAGGCUAUGGAUGAAGCUAUUGCAGCAAUGAAUGGGAUGGAUUUAGAUGGGCGGACUAUCACUGUUGAUAAGGCCCAGCCACAGGGUGGAUCUGGCAGGGAUAGGGAUCAUGAUGGUGACCGCAGCCGUGACCGUAGCCGUCCCUCUGGUGGGCGAGGUUCAGGCGGUGGAGAUUGCUUUAAAUGUGGCAAGCCUGGACAUUUUGCUAGGGAGUGUCCUGAUGAAUCCGGUAGAGGUGGUGGUGGUGGAAGGUACAGCUCUAGGGAUGAUAGGUACGGUGGAAAGGAUGAUAGGUACAGCUCUAGGGAUGAUAGGUACGGUGGAAAGGAUGAUAGGUACAGUUCUAGGGAUGAUAGGUACAGUGCAAAGGAUGACAGGUCUGGUGCGAAAGAAGACAGGUAUGACAGAGAGAGUGGUGGUGGUAGGGAUCGCUAUGGACCUGAUCGCGGAAGCGAACGCUCUGGAGGACGUAGCAGGGAUGAUGGCAGCCGUGGAGGUGAGAGGCAUGGCCGUGCUCCAUACGAUCGCCCCAGAGAUGGUGGCUCUCACUAGAAUUCUACUCCAAAGGUCAAACAAGGGGAAGGUCUCUGCUUUCGGUUCUCAUCAAGUGGAAGUUAGAUCAUCUGUUUUGUUGUAUUUGGAUAGCUCAAGAAAGACGAUGUGUGUCUGUUUCGGUCCGUAAAACUCAAGAAUCGGCUAAUGUGCUCUCUUUUUUAUAUGUCGACCCGUAUGGAAACCUUGUGCUUGGUUGAUUUGAGAGACACUAUGAGAUGUACUACUUUAUGCUUAAUGAAUGCGUGGGUUACACCCCCAACACUAAAUGUGCAAAAAGUCUAAGGAUCAUCUGAUACUUGGUUUUAGCCAGAAAUAAUGUACUACUGGUCUAUAAAACGUGAUGCAAUUGGGAAACAUUGAGACUUGCCUACUGCUACUCAAACAUCCCAUCAUGUGGCAAAAGAAAAGAAUGAAUGAAUCCUUGUGCAGUUCUAGUGUCAUGAUUCCAAGUUCCUAUCUCGUUUAGUAUUUUUGUGUGAUUCUUUUCUUCGUGCGGACUCUGGAGUCUUGCUCUUGACCCACCCUUUAAAUAGCCAAUAGAUGCCUAGCCACUUUCACAGUUUGUAAAUAAUCAAAUGUGGAUUUAAAGGUACAGUGAAAGGGAAAGACAUUGUGCUUAAUGAGUCUUGUAUCAACGUGUCGUUUAGAGUUAGCUUGGACCGUGCGCAUUUCACUGAAAGCAGCAAGCCGAUGAAUAUUUCAG